CGAAGAAGUUAACUUAGAUGGUAAAAUUAGUUCAGAAACUACUGCACCUGCAGGUCCAUGACCUAAUUCAUCUCACUCCUUGCUUGGCCUCACUCCAUAAGUACCCCUCCUUCCCUUCACACUUUCCACUCACCCUCAAGCCAACACAACCAACCAACCCCUUCACACACUCUCUCUCUCUCUCUCUUGCAAUGGCUGCUAUUGUUUUCCUCCACAUUGCAUCAUUGGCCUCUCUUUUUGUUGCAACAAGUGCAAGAAUCCCUGGAGUUUACACCGGUGGCCCCUGGCAGAGUGCUCAUGCCACCUUCUACGGUGGCAGUGAUGCCUCUGGAACAAUGGGUGGUGCUUGUGGGUACGGAAACCUGUACAGCCAAGGCUACGGAGUGAACACUGCGGCGCUGAGCACUGCCCUGUUCAACAACGGGCUGAGCUGCGGCGCGUGCUUCGAGAUAAAGUGCGACCAGGAUCCGCGGUGGUGCAACCCCGGGAGCCCAUCGAUCCUAAUCACUGCGACCAACUUCUGCCCUCCGAACUUCGCCCUUCCGAACGACAAUGGCGGAUGGUGCAACCCUCCCCGCCCGCACUUCGACCUCGCCAUGCCCAUGUUCCUCAAGAUCGCCCAGUACCGCGCCGGAAUCGUCCCCGUCGCUUACCGCCGGGUGCCAUGCAGAAAGACAGGGGGCAUCAGAUUCACAAUCAACGGUUUCCGUUACUUCAACCUGGUGCUGAUCACCAACGUCGCGGGUGCAGGGGAUAUCGUGCGCGUGAGCAUGAAAGGAAGCAAAACCGCGUGGAUGAGCAUGAGCCGCAACUGGGGGCAAAACUGGCAAUCCAACGCGGUUUUGGUGGGUCAGGCCCUCUCCUUUAGGGUUACCGGCAGUGACCAGCGCACGUCAACCUCCUGGAACGUGGCACCACCUAAUUGGCAGUUCGGACAAACCUUCACAGGAAAGAAUUUCCGUGUCUAAAUCAAAGGGAAAGGGAGAAGAAAAUCAAAGAGAGAAGAAAAUAACAAUACUCUUAAAUUAAUGGCUCUUGGUAUUUUUGAGUUUGUUUGCUUUCAGUUUCCCUGCUUCUAACUUUCCUCUAUUUUCCUGGGAGAGUUUUGGAGUAGGUGGUAGGGGUUAAAAGAAAAUUAAGAGAAAGGUAGUUUUAGGAAAAUGUAAAAUUGAAAGUAAGGUUAAUAAUUAAUAUAAAUGUAAGUUGAGGGUUUGCAUUAAAUGUUAAAGUGUUUAAUGUGUGGGUGAUGCUGGAAUAUUAAUUAGCCAGCAUUAGCAACCUUUUUUUUUUCUCUGUUUAUUCUAUUCAAAGUGUGAGGGGGCUGAGGAGGUUGCAAGGAGGAACAUGUAGCCCGCAGCUCUGGCUUUAUUAUUGACAUAAAUAUACUAUCAUAUCAAUAAAUAUAAAUAAAAGAAUAUUUCAGUUUCUAUAAA
Messenger RNA from Glycine soja, 1433 nucleotides. Its product is annotated as expansin-A4-like. The transcript has 3 exons. Gene Ontology annotation, biological process: plant-type cell wall organization. The coding region runs from base 18 to 968 and encodes 316 amino acids. Lineage: Eukaryota; Viridiplantae; Streptophyta; Magnoliopsida; Fabales; Fabaceae. The record is from RefSeq and is a predicted model, not a curated record. Gene Ontology annotation, cellular component: extracellular region.